Messenger RNA from Phytophthora sojae, 942 nucleotides. RefSeq lists its product as hypothetical. Lineage: Eukaryota; Oomycota; Peronosporomycetes; Peronosporales; Peronosporaceae. The annotation marks the transcript as partial. The transcript has a single exon. The record is from RefSeq and is a predicted model, not a curated record.
AUGGUUGCUCGGAUUUUGCUGCUUCUGGCGAUGGACACGUGUGUGAUGGGGGACAAAGACUUUUCCCAGUGCUACCACACGAUCGGGCAAUUUGUACCGGUGCAGGAUUUCUUGGACGUGCUGCAAGGCAACAAGGAGAGACCGAUAUAUUGUAAGGGGAUGUACAACGCGGAAGAUAAGAGACCAGAAUUCAACAAGUGGUGCUCGAAGUGGGAUGGUUGGUACAUGGGGUUCACCCACUUUGUGCAGUUGCAGCUUGAGCCGAAUGAGGACACGCUUUGGUUUUUGCUGGGGCGUCAAGCUGCAGGUAUUUUCCCCCGUAACCAGUAUGGAGCCGAUUUGUUGAUCCCGAUGUUUAAGAAGAGAUCCAACAGCAGGCCAGUCGGUGGGGAGACAACGAGGGGUGAACAAGAGGAGCAGGAAGUGUUGAUGAUGUUGAUUCAAGUGAAGAAUCGUUCCCCAGUCGAUGGUGGGUUUUCUAGGGCAGCGACGGAGAAACUAUGCCCCUGGUUUGUGUUCGGAAAGAACAGUGAUGGGAACUCGUCAGCGGGGAAAUCUACCGGUGAAAUUGGUGGGGAUCCGAAACCGCUGAGCUCUACGGAUGUCCGUGAUACCAUUCGCAUCUACAUGAAUGUGCGCGGUCGGAAGAGUGACGGCAAGUUCAUCUAUGCCACGACAAUGAAAGACAAUCUUAAGCCCAAGAAGAAAGGCAACGCCUCUGAGGUGAAGGAGGAGAGUCAGACGAUCGGGAGUCAGGCGAAGAAGCGGGCGAAGAUCGAGAGCAAUCCUGGCGUCUCAAGUGUGUCGAGUGUCUCGGAGGAGGAGCCUGUUUUCACGAUCUGCCUCCGUUUACUCAACAGGGUCACCUACCCGUUCCUGAGCGAGGACGUGGCUUCCAUUCUAUCAAACAUGGUGGAGUCUCAGUAUGACCCGCUGGGGCUU